Exaiptasia diaphana is the source of this 2000-nucleotide messenger RNA. Its product is annotated as G-protein coupled receptor 143. The coding region runs from base 2 to 1225 and encodes 407 amino acids. The record is from RefSeq and is a predicted model, not a curated record. Lineage: Eukaryota; Metazoa; Cnidaria; Anthozoa; Actiniaria; Aiptasiidae. Gene Ontology annotation, molecular function: L-tyrosine binding; L-DOPA binding; G protein-coupled receptor activity. The transcript has 8 exons. Gene Ontology annotation, cellular component: membrane. Gene Ontology annotation, biological process: G protein-coupled receptor signaling pathway.
CAUGGCGUUUCUCAGGUACCGUUCUGUUUAUUGUAUUCCCGAAGAAGAAAUAAGUAUUGGACAACGGCGUGUAUUUAGCGCUGUUUGCAUAGCUACAGCAACCCUCUCAGCGUAURGUGCCUGUGUACAGCUGAGGUCUUGGAAUCGUCUUAUCAAAGGUUACGAAUCGAGACGAAAACCGUCUUCAAAUCCUGUGAUGGCAUUUUGCUUAGCUCUUGCUGAUUUAUUCACUUGUAUAGGCGUGAUUGCGAUGUCAAUAAUAUUCAUCACAAUGGAUCCACCGUUUACGGAGGAAAUGUUCGUACCAACAUUAGGCAAAAAACUUAACGUGACCACUACAAAGCACUGGUACAUGUAUGUUGGAGCUCCUAUAGAGAGUUUUACUAUGUUUUCAUAUGUUUCUUCAUACCUUUGGACAUUUGGAUAUGCUUUGGAUAUUUGUCUUCAAAUUUAUGAUAAAGACACAAGUAUCAGAAUGAGAGCUUAUCAGAUAGUAUUCUGGCUUGUGCCUGUGUGGUUGGUUGUAUGGGGUCAAAUUGGAUAUUUCACUCUCUCAAAUGAAUAUUGUUCUACUAAGUCUCAAGAAAUCUUGCAUUACAUGGUGUGUUUUGUGCCUCUUGUUUGUGUAUUCCUUGUUCUACCAUUUAUAUAUCUCCUGGCGUACAGAAAAGUCCGGAAAAAUGUCAAGUUUGCACAUGCGUGUUACACGAAUGCAGAAAGGCAGCUUCUAUUUGCUGUUAGAAAAAAGUUUUUUCGGAUUUGGCUCGUGUUUGUCCUGUGCUGGAUAACAAACGUUGUCGAUGGCUUUCUUGAUGUACAUGAACUUUUUAAAAGCGGCAGUCAAGCUUACAUAGUGGAAAACGAAGAGAUCUCCCCACAUUCCGUGGCACACUUUCCAAUCUGGAUGAUCGAGGCGGUUCUCAACCCUCUUCAAGGAUUCCUCAAUUGCUUAGUGUAUGGUCAAUCUACUGAGCUGACACAAUGUUGGCGAAACUGCUUCAAUCCUCCACAAACCCAGUAUGCUGAAGUCUGUUGUAGUCAAACAACAACAGACACGAUUGAAAACUACCUCAUCAACAGCCACGAUAGACUCGAAACUUCUUCGAUACAACCACAGUACAAUAGCUACAGAUCGUCGAACACUAGUACAGUAGGACUUAGUACAGAGUCGCCAAAUGAAAAGAGAUUCGUGGCAAGAUUACUAGGAGAACCACGAAUUACAUAGUUGAGUAAAAGAAUAAAUUUAAAACCGUAAAAAGUAGGUGAAACAACUUACCGAUGUUUCGGACGUCCUUCGUUGGAGUAAAGGACGAAGGAUUAACGUUGGACGAAGGAUUAACGUCCGAAACGUCAGUAAGUUGUUUCACGUACUAUCUUACGGGGUUAAAUUUAUCUUUUUUUACUACUGUGUCUUUAUAGAAACACCGACACAGCUCACACUAGUUUACCGGUAGUUUCUCCACGACGAAUUACAUAGUUCUAAGUUAAAAUAUUAAAUUAUGGAGUGCAAAUACUGAAGAGCCUGAAAUUCAUCGCAAUAGUCAUCGUAAAGUCAUUGAACUCUUGAAGCAAAACUUGACUAUGAAAGUGUGGUUGUCAGAUAGACACUGCAAAAGAAAAUAAUGCAAUUAGAGCGUACUAACGUGUAUUAGUGUAAUAUCUAUUUCACGGUUUUUUGAUAUCACUCUAAAGCUGUGAAACAAAAACUCGACUAUUUUUAAAUUAAAAGAGUGAUAGUCAAAUAGACACAAAAGAAAACAAUGAAGUUAGAGCGUACUAUAAAGAUGUAUUAGUAUAAUAUCUGUUUCACGGUUUUUUUUUGUUUUGUUUUUUCACUCGUCUUUAGUAGCACCUAGCACGAUAUUAAUAGGUAUUUGCACUCUAUGGAAAAAUACAUCGCAUUAUCAUAGACGUAACUUAUGUACGGACAUUUUUUAUGUAUGAACGAUUUUCAGUCCGUUUUUCUGGACUAUAGUGAAUGAAUUUUUGUCAGAAAUCAA